Camelus dromedarius (Arabian camel) is the source of this 10726-nucleotide messenger RNA. It is a transcript of the gene CACNA1E, whose product is annotated as calcium voltage-gated channel subunit alpha1 E. Gene Ontology annotation, molecular function: high voltage-gated calcium channel activity; calcium ion binding. NCBI's taxonomy places the organism in Eukaryota, Metazoa, Chordata, Mammalia, Artiodactyla, Camelidae. The transcript has 49 exons. Gene Ontology annotation, cellular component: membrane; neuronal cell body; voltage-gated calcium channel complex. The coding region runs from base 273 to 7628 and encodes 2451 amino acids. The record is from RefSeq and is a predicted model, not a curated record. Gene Ontology annotation, biological process: chemical synaptic transmission; calcium ion import across plasma membrane.
CCCCCCAACGGUCUCCCUUCUCUUUCAUUUAUUUUAUUUUCCGUUUCUCUCCCUUCUCUCUUCUUGCCUUCCUUCCCCUCUCCCCUUCUUUCUUCUGAUUCCUCCUUCUUCCCUCUUCGAAUUCACCAUCUCUCCUACCCCCUCUCCCAGUACCCUUUCCCCUACCCUUGUGCUCUUUUAAAGCCAUUCAAUGAUGUCUUGGGAAUACUAGCAUACUCUCCUCAUUCAGCCGAGCGCGGGACUCUGCGUUAAUUCAAGAGCAAUGUUCUGUGAUGGUGCCCGAGAUGCGUGGACUGAGCCCAGGCCGCAGGCUGCCCGAGCCCGCCCUCUGUCCGGCUGCAGGCGGGAGCCCUGAGGCCAGGGCCGCGGGCCGCCGCCGCCGCCACGUCCUGGCCCUGCCCGAGGAGGAGGCAUGGCGGCCCCAGCACUGCGCCCUGCUCGAGGCCGACGCCUCGGACGAGGCGGGGAUGCUGCCGGCCUCCCCGCGCGCCGCCGCCGCCAGCGGCUUCGACAACUUCUUCCCGGUGCAGGAGGGCGAGGGCCCGGGCUGGGAGGGCGGCUCCAGCCCCUUCCUCCCGAUCAGCCCCGAGGUGAUGAAGCGGCGGCGAGGGGGUCUCAUCGACCAGCGCGACAUCAUCAAGGCCCACGAGGCGCACAAGAUGCAGAGCACCCCGCAGGCGCGGCGCAAGGAGUGGGAGAUGGCUCGCUUCGGGGAGGCAGUGGUCGCCAGGCCAGGGUCGGGCGAUGGAGACUCGGACCAGAGCAGGAACCGGCAAGGAACCCCCGUGCCGGCCUCCGGGCCAGCGGCCGCCUACAAGCAGUCGAAAGCGCAGAGGGCGCGGACUAUGGCUUUGUACAACCCUAUUCCCGUCCGGCAGAACUGUUUCACCGUCAACAGAUCCCUGUUCAUCUUCGGAGAAGAUAACAUUGUCAGGAAAUACGCCAAGAAGCUCAUCGAUUGGCCGCCGUUUGAGUACAUGAUCUUGGCCACCAUCAUUGCCAACUGCAUCGUCUUGGCCCUGGAGCAGCACCUUCCUGAGGAUGACAAGACCCCCAUGUCCCGCAGACUGGAGAAGACGGAACCGUAUUUCAUUGGGAUCUUUUGCUUUGAAGCCGGGAUCAAAAUCGUGGCCCUGGGGUUCAUCUUCCAUAAGGGCUCGUACCUCCGCAAUGGCUGGAAUGUCAUGGACUUCAUCGUGGUCCUCAGUGGCAUCCUGGCCACUGCGGGAACCCACUUCAACACACAUGUGGACCUGAGGACCCUCCGGGCCGUGCGUGUCCUGAGGCCCCUGAAGCUCGUGUCAGGGAUUCCUAGCUUGCAGAUUGUGUUGAAGUCCAUCAUGAAGGCCAUGGUGCCCCUUCUGCAGAUCGGCCUUCUGCUCUUCUUUGCCAUCCUGAUGUUCGCAAUCAUUGGCUUGGAGUUCUACAGUGGGAAGUUGCACCGAGCAUGCUUCAUGAACAAUUCAGGUAUUCUAGAAGGAUUUGACCCCCCUCACCCAUGCGGCGUGCAGGGCUGCCCAGCUGGUUAUGAAUGCAGGGACUGGAUCGGCCCCAACGAUGGGAUCACCCAGUUCGAUAACAUCCUUUUUGCCGUGCUGACUGUCUUCCAGUGCAUCACCAUGGAAGGGUGGACCACUGUGCUGUACAACACCAAUGAUGCCUUAGGAGCCACCUGGAACUGGCUGUACUUCAUUCCCCUCAUCAUCAUUGGAUCCUUCUUUGUUCUCAACCUCGUCCUGGGAGUGCUUUCCGGGGAAUUUGCCAAAGAGAGAGAGAGAGUGGAGAACCGGAGAGCUUUCAUGAAACUGCGGCGCCAGCAACAGAUUGAGCGCGAGCUGAAUGGGUACCGCGCCUGGAUAGACAAAGCCGAGGAAGUCAUGCUUGCUGAAGAAAAUAAAAAUGCCGGAACAUCAGCCUUAGAAGUGCUUCGAAGGGCAACCAUCAAAAGGAGCCGGACGGAGGCCAUGACACGAGACUCCAGCGAUGAGCACUGUGUCGACAUCUCCUCCGUGGGCACACCUUUGGCCCGGGCCAGCAUCAAAAGUGCAAAGGUGGACGGGGCCUCCUAUUUCCGGCACAAGGAGAGGCUUCUGCGAAUCUCUAUUCGCCACAUGGUUAAAUCCCAGGUGUUUUACUGGAUCGUGCUGAGCCUUGUGGCUCUCAACACCGCCUGCGUGGCCAUCGUCCAUCACAACCAGCCCCAGUGGCUCACCCACCUCCUCUACUAUGCAGAAUUUUUGUUUCUGGGACUCUUCCUCUUGGAGAUGUCCCUGAAGAUGUACGGCAUGGGGCCUCGCCUUUACUUUCACUCUUCAUUCAACUGCUUUGAUUUUGGGGUCACAGUGGGCAGCAUCUUUGAAGUGGUCUGGGCAAUCUUCAGACCUGGUACAUCUUUUGGAAUCAGUGUCUUGCGAGCUCUUCGGCUUCUGAGAAUAUUUAAAAUAACCAAGUACUGGGCAUCCCUGCGGAAUUUGGUGGUCUCCUUGAUGAGUUCCAUGAAGUCCAUUAUCAGUUUGCUCUUUCUCCUCUUCCUCUUCAUCGUCGUCUUUGCUCUCCUAGGAAUGCAGCUGUUUGGAGGCCGGUUCAACUUUAAUGACGGGACUCCUUCAGCAAACUUUGACACCUUCCCUGCAGCCAUCAUGACUGUAUUCCAGAUCCUGACGGGGGAGGACUGGAACGAGGUCAUGUACAACGGAAUCCGCUCCCAGGGCGGGGUCAGCUCAGGCAUGUGGUCCGCUAUCUACUUCAUUGUGCUCACCUUGUUCGGAAACUACACGCUGCUGAAUGUGUUCUUGGCCAUCGCUGUGGACAAUCUGGCCAAUGCCCAGGAACUGACCAAGGAUGAACAGGAAGAAGAGGAGGCCUUCAACCAGAAGCACGCGCUGCAGAAGGCCAAGGAGGUCAGCCCGAUGUCUGCGCCCAACAUGCCUUCCAUCGAAAGAGACAGAAGGAGAAGACACCACAUGUCGAUGUGGGAGCCACGCAGCAGCCACCUGAGGGAGCGGAGGCGCCGGCACCACAUGUCGGUGUGGGAGCAGCGCACCAGCCAGCUGAGGAGGCACAUGCAGAUGUCCAGCCAGGAGGCCCUCAACAAGGAGGAGGCCCCGCCCAUGAACCCCCUCAACCCCCUCAACCCCCUGAGCCCCCUCAACCCACUCAAUGCCCAUCCCAGCCUGUACCGGAGACCCCGGCCCAUCGAGGGCCUGGCCCUGGGCCUGGGCCUGGAGCGAUGUGAGGAAGAGCGCGUCAGCCGUGGGGGGUCCCUCAAGCGGGACGGGGGGAGCCUGUCGAGCGCCCUGGACAGCCAGAGGAGCCCCCUGUCCCUGGGCAAGCGGGAGCCACCAUGGCUGGCCAGGCCCUGUCAUGGGAACUGUGACCCCACCCAGCAGGAGGCUGGUGGUGGAGAGACCGUGGUGACCUUUGAGGACCGGGCCAGGCACAGGCAGAGCCAGCGGCGCAGCCGGCACCGCCGUGUCAGGACGGAGGGCAAGGAGCCCUCCUCCGCCUCCCGGAGCAGGUCUGCCAGCCAGGAGCGGAGUCUGGAUGAAGACGCGCCUGCCGAGGAGGAGAGGGACUGUGAGCCCAGGGGCGGCCAUGGGGGCAAGGAGCCCAUGAUCCACAAAGAGCGAUCCCAGGACCUAAGGAGAACCAACAGUCUGAUGGUGUCCAGAGGUUCCGGGCUGGCAGGAGCGCUCAAUGAGGCAGACACACCCCUCGUCCUGCCCCAGCCAGAGCUGGAAGUGGAGAAGGAUGCCGCGCUGACAGAGCAGGAGCCAGAGGGCAGCAGUGAGCAAGCCCUGCUGGGGGACGUGCAGCUGGACAUGGGCCGGGUCAUCAGCCAGAGCGAGCCCGACCUCUCCUGUGUCACAGCCAACACAGACAAGGCUGCCACCGAGAGCACCAGCAUCACCGUCGCCAUCCCCGACGUAGACCCCUUGGUGGACUCGACCGUGGUGCACAUUAGCAACAAGACUGAUGGAGAAGCCAGUCCGUUGAAGGAAGCAGAGAUCAAGGAGGAGGAGGAGGGGGGGGAGAAGCAGCAGCAGCAGAAGGAGAAGCGUGAGACGGGCAAAGCCAUGGUGCCGCACAGCUCCAUGUUCAUCUUCAGCACCACCAACCCCAUCCGCAGGGCCUGCCACUACAUCGUGAACCUGCGCUACUUCGAGAUGUGCAUCCUCCUGGUGAUCGCAGCCAGCAGCAUCGCCCUGGCAGCCGAGGACCCCGUCCUGACCAACUCGGAGCGCAACAAAGUGCUGAGGUACUUUGACUAUGUUUUCACCGGCGUGUUCACCUUUGAGAUGGUUAUAAAGAUGAUCGACCAGGGCCUGAUCCUGCAGGACGGGUCCUACUUCCGGGACCUGUGGAACAUCCUGGACUUCGUGGUGGUGGUCGGUGCGUUGGUGGCCUUUGCUUUGGCAACCAACAAGGGGCGUGACAUCAAGACGAUCAAGUCGCUGCGGGUGCUCCGGGUGCUGAGGCCACUGAAGACCAUCAAGCGCCUGCCCAAGCUCAAGGCCGUCUUCGACUGUGUGGUGACCUCCUUGAAGAACGUCUUUAACAUCCUCAUUGUCUAUAAGCUCUUCAUGUUUAUCUUUGCUGUCAUCGCAGUUCAGCUCUUCAAGGGCAAGUUCUUUUACUGCACGGACAGCUCCAAGGACACCGAGAAGGAGUGCAUAGGCAACUACGUCGAUCAUGAGAAAAACAAGAUGGAGGUGAAAGGCCGAGAAUGGAAGCGCCACGAGUUCCACUAUGACAACAUCAUCUGGGCCCUGCUGACCCUCUUCACCGUCUCCACGGGGGAAGGGUGGCCUCAAGUCUUGCAGCACUCCGUCGACGUGACCGAGGAAGACCGGGGCCCGAGCCGCAGCAACCGCAUGGAGAUGUCCAUCUUCUACGUGGUCUACUUCGUGGUCUUCCCUUUCUUCUUCGUCAACAUCUUCGUGGCUCUCAUCAUCAUCACCUUCCAGGAGCAAGGGGACAAGAUGAUGGAGGAGUGCAGCCUGGAAAAGAAUGAGAGGGCGUGCAUCGACUUCGCCAUCAGUGCCAAGCCGCUCACCCGCUACAUGCCCCAGAACAGACACACCUUCCAGUACCGCGUCUGGCACUUCGUCGUGUCUCCGUCCUUUGAGUACACCAUCAUGGCCAUGAUCGCCUUGAACACCGUCGUGCUGAUGAUGAAGUACUACUCUGCUCCCUGCACCUAUGAACUGGCCCUGAAGUACCUGAAUAUCGCCUUCACCAUGGUGUUUUCCCUGGAAUGUGUCCUAAAGAUCAUUGCAUUUGGCUUCUUGAACUAUUUCCGAGACACCUGGAACAUCUUUGACUUCAUCACCGUGAUCGGCAGCAUCACAGAAAUUAUCCUGACAGACAGCAAGCUGGUGAACACCAGUGGCUUCAACAUGAGCUUUCUGAAGCUCUUCCGAGCCGCCCGCCUCAUCAAGCUUCUGCGCCAGGGCUACACCAUCCGAAUUUUACUCUGGACCUUCGUGCAGUCCUUCAAGGCCCUCCCCUACGUCUGCCUUUUGAUCGCCAUGCUUUUCUUCAUCUAUGCCAUCAUUGGGAUGCAGGUGUUUGGAAACAUCAAAUUAGACGAGGAGAGUCAUAUUAACCGGCACAACAACUUCCGGAGUUUCUUUGGGUCCCUCAUGCUCCUCUUCAGGAGUGCCACCGGGGAGGCCUGGCAGGAGAUAAUGCUGUCGUGCCUCGGGGAGAAAGGCUGUGAGCCGGACACCACCGCGCCGUCGGGGCAGAGCGAGAGCGAGCGCUGCGGCACCGACCUGGCCUACGUGUACUUUGUCUCCUUCAUCUUCUUCUGCUCCUUCCUGAUGCUCAACCUGUUCGUGGCCGUCAUCAUGGACAACUUCGAGUACCUGACUCGGGACUCGUCCAUCCUGGGGCCUCACCACCUGGACGAGUUUGUCCGUGUCUGGGCGGAGUACGACAGAGCCGCGUGUGGCCGCAUCCAUUACACUGAGAUGUAUGAAAUGCUGACUCUCAUGUCACCACCGCUAGGCCUCGGCAAGAGAUGUCCCUCCAAGGUGGCAUAUAAGAGACUGGUCCUGAUGAACAUGCCAGUGGCUGAGGACAUGACCGUCCACUUCACGUCCACACUUAUGGCUCUGAUCCGGACAGCUCUGGACAUUAAAAUCGCCAAAGGUGGCGCAGACAGGCAGCAGCUAGACUCGGAGCUGCAGAAGGAGACCCUGGCCAUCUGGCCCCACCUCUCCCAGAAGAUGCUCGACCUGCUCGUGCCCAUGCCCAAAGCCUCUGACCUAACCGUGGGCAAAAUCUAUGCAGCGAUGAUGAUCAUGGACUACUAUAAACAGAGUAAGGUGAAGAAGCAGAGGCAGCAGCUGGAGGAGCAGAAAAACGCACCCAUGUUCCAGCGCAUGGAGCCCUCAUCUCUGCCUCAGGAGAUCAUUGCUAAUGCCAAAGCCCUGCCUUACCUCCAGCAGGACCCCGUUUCAGGCCUGAGUGGCCGGAGUGGAUACCCUUCGAUGAGUCCACUCUCCCCGCAGGAAAUAUUCCAGUUGGCUUGUAUGGACCCAGCCGAUGAUGGACAGUUCCAGGAACAGCAGUCUCUGGAGCCAGAGGUUAGUGAAUUAGAAAGCGCGCAGCCCUCUAACCAUGGCAUCUACCUUCCUUCGGACACCCAGGAGCAUGCGGGAUCGGGGAGGGCGUCCUCUAUGCCACGCCUGACUAUGGAUCCCCAGGUGGUGACGGACCCUAGCUCCAUGAGACGCUCAUUUUCCACUAUCCGGGACAAGCGUUCAAACUCCUCAUGGCUAGAGGAGUUCUCCAUGGAGCGAAGCAGCGAAAACACGUACAAGUCGCGCCGCCGGAGCUACCACUCCUCGCUGAGGCUGUCAGCCCACCGCCUGGGCUCCGACUCUGGCCACAAGUCCGACACCCACCGCUCAGGGGGCAGAGAGCGGGGACGAUCGAAAGAGCGGAAGCACCUUCUGUCCCCUGACGUGUCCCGCUGCAACUCCGAGGAGCGAGGGACCCAGGCCGACUGGGAGUCCCCAGAGCGCCGUCAGUCCCGGUCUCCCAGCGAGGGCAGGUCACAGACCCCCAACCGACAGGGCACGGGGUCCCUGAGCGAAAGCUCCAUCCCUUCCGUCUCUGACACCAGUACCCCAAGACGAAGUCGUCGGCAGCUCCCCCCUGUCCCUCCCAAGCCUCGGCCCCUCCUUUCCUACAGCUCCCUGAUGAGACACAGUGGAAGCAUCUCCCCACCUGCUGAUGGAAGCGAGGGUGGCUCCCCACUGGCCUCCCAAACUCUGGAGAGCAGCGACGCCGGCCUGCCUGAGUCUUCCAAUCCGCGGCACGCGCCGCAGGGCCUGCGCCCCUCCCCACAGCGCUACAUCUCCGAGCCCUACCUGGCCCUGCACGAAGACUCGCACGCCUCGGACUGCGGCGAGGAGGAGACGCUCACCUUCGAAGCCGCCGUGGCUACCAGCCUGGGCCGCUCCAACACCAUCGGCUCGGCCCCGCCCCUGCGGCACAGCUGGCAGAUGCCCAAUGGGCACUAUCGGCGGCGGAGGCGCGGGGGGCCUGGACCAGGCAUGAUGUGUGGCGCUGUCAGCGACCUCCUGAGUGACACAGAAGAGGACGACAAAUGCUAGAGGCUGCUCCCCCCUCCGAUGCAUGCUCUUCUCUCAUGCGGGGAAAACCAAGACCCAAAUUGGGAAGCCGGUGCGGCCCGGGGGGGAGGAAGAGGGAGGAAGGAGACGGAUGGAAGGACACGGUGCGCUAUCAGAGAAGAGGAAGGAAAGGACGAGAGGAACACCAGUCCAGCCCACCGAAUCGCUUUGUUUCCCUGUGCAGGAUGGGCACUGCCAUAGUUCUGCCUCUCUGCUGGGGAAAGAACACACAAGAACACGGAGGGUUAGUCCCAGGGGAGAAGGGACACAAGGAUGGCUUUGCUUCCCCUUGCCCCUGCCCACUUUUCUACAGCCCUGGCAGGGCCGAGCCGGCCUGCGUCCACGCCCAUUGCCCUGAGAAGCCUGGAAGACUUUGUGACUCUUAACUGAGGAGUCGUGAAGACGCUAGGAGAGGAACCUUGUCCCCCACCAGCUCGUGUUCCUCAGCCAGUGCCACUGCCACCAGGGUGACUGCAGCAGCAUCUCAUGUGUGACCCUGGGGCUUGCUUCCCCCAGAGAAGCACAGGCUGAGUUCAGGAUGCCAGGGAUAGGAGGCGGGGAGGGAGGAGGAAGGAGAAGGCCUCGGGCGCUGUGGCGGCAGCAGCGAGGGCUGGUCUGGAUGAGCAAAGCCAUAGUCCGGCAGCCCACGCCAUAGAGGAGGGGACCAAAGAAGCAGCGAGCUGGUGGUGCUGGGCGGGGCCAUCCUGUCAGCCACUCAGGCUAAGGAGGGCCCCUGGCGUCCACAGAGGUGCCUGAGGCUCUGGUAAGGGUGAUACUGUCAAAGGAUUUAACAACCUGUGUAACCAGGCCACCAGCUGAUUAGAGUGGGGUCCAGCCUCAGUGCUGGGGUGCCAUGCCACGGCGGGCCUGAGCCUUGGAGACGCUGGCCGUGGAGCAGCCUAGGGUAGGGUGAGGCCGUGGAGCAGCCUAGGCACUUAGGGGGCUCCAGGCAGAGUCUGUAUUCCAACCAGCAGAGAAGUGGUCCAGUGUGUGGAACAGCAUCAAGGCCACCCCAGUACACGCCGGCUGAGUGUCAGCCCAGACUCUGGUCCAGGAGGCAGAGGGCCUCUCUGCCAAGUGGCAAGGCCAGUGCGGCCGAGUGCCCAUGGCCUGGCGACCCCCCAAGAGGGCAGCACACAUAUCCAAGGUGGACUACGCACCACCUGGUAGGGACUUCCAUAGAGAUGGGAGAGGCCAGCAGAUCGAAACAAGAGAAGCUGCAGUGAGAGAGGCGGUCUGCAGGGAGGAACCUCGGUCUGGCAGCUUCUGCAGCUGGUUUGUGGUUGAGGCUCAGCAGGUCAGGGGACUGCAAGGUGAUUAGUAAACAUACCUCAGCAUAGACACCGGCUGCUCUUCUAGCAAAGCUGGCUUGGAUGGGCUUCAGCGCACAGUGUGACAGACCUGGGCCUUAUCCCUGCCCCGAGUAGGCGCUGAGCAGGAGACAGCCUCAGGACAUUGUUCCUAACCCCCAAAACUCAGAUGCAGGGAGAAAAAGAGAGCCCUUCCUUGGCUGAUCAGCGCUCCUUUUUUUUACAUAGAUUGUCCGCUCAGUAGACACACACCAUCCCCUAGGUCCCUCUCCUUCCCCAGCACCGUCACUGAGGUGGAAGGUUCUCCUGGAGCAGGGACCAGGCAGGGCCCCCCUUUCCCAGCCAGGAGCAGAUGGAGCCCGCCUCACGGAGCCCUCCCUGGGGAGGAUCAGAGGUCCCCGGCCUGACCUGGCAGGGGAUGAGCAGUCUGUACCCUCCUCCAGCCCAGACUCCACCUCUUGGGUAGAGGCAGUCAGUGGCCGUUAUUUUUCUAAGAAGGAGCCUCUUUUUUCUUACAAAGUUGGUUUUUUUGUUUUGUUGUUGUUGACAUAGAAAUAAGGCAUAGCUGCGUCAGCUCUGAAAAGUCAAGUUCAACCCUAUGGCUGCAGAAUCCUUUGAGUUGGCCCUGCCUUCUAGACAUUGAUGGGGCUGAAUUCAGGACCCACCGUCAGCCCCCAAACCAAAGUUGUCCUGGGCCAGGAGACCAGGCAUGCAGAGACAGAGGCCUCCUGCUCUCAAAGCCUCUUCCCUUUUCACUUUGCCCCCCGACUCAGCACACUUGGGGUACCCGGGAAUGCGGUCUGUGACACCUGAGCCUAACAGGCGUAAUGGUUGCACAAGACUCAGCUUCUGGGCCUUGUACUGUCUCAAAGGGUCCCUCUGCUCAGCGUCAUUUCACGCCAAAGUGCUGCUUCAGGCUGCUUUGUGUGCGCAGAACUGCUUGCUUUCACCUCGGAAAUGCAGCUUUCCCAGGGGACAGGCCGACGACAGGGGGGCCGUUCUGCGCCGGCCAGAGUCUACCGCCUUGUGUUCUGAGCGAGGGAGUGUGAAGUGACACCUUACGCCGUUGCACCAGGAGGAGUUCAGGCUGGCAGAGCAAUUACCAGAAAUGGAAUUUGCCUGCAAACAACAUUACAAACAUACUACAAACACAAAAUUUACCACGCCGGGAAAGCUUCCCGGACACCUGAACUCCUUAAACUCACGCGCGCCGGGGUCCUGAGCAAAGCGGCAGGAGUGUGGGUGCAGCCCUCCGCCACCUGGGCUCCUCUAGCGCUCGUGAACCUAUGAACUCAUCUUAUUCAACUUCCCCUGACCAACAAAUCAGGUUUCUUAUCCCUUAGCCUGCAUUACCCUUCUAUUAAGGCCAGAAAAGCAAAGGCAAUUUUCUGUUAAGUCACGGAACUCAUUAGCAUAAUCUUAUAAUGGUUUCCUUCCGCCUCUGAAUAAAUAGGAACCCCGAACGCCCCUCUAAUAGCCGACUGCGAGAUCCAGUCCUAGGCAGGAGGUUCUGCCUUUUUCCCUUGAAAAGAGGCCCCCUUAAAACCCCAAAACCUGUGCUUCUCUUUGGAUUACAAAGUGUGGCAGCAGCUUGAGAAAUUGCAGGCGAAGUAGGACCAAGUACCAGGGUUGGAUCUCACACUGAGUACCGUAGGCCCCCCUGAAGAAUCUUUAGCUCCAGGCCCAGUUUCCCUUGCUAAUAUGAGUCUUCAGAGUCCCCUCAAAACCAAACAGAGGAAGGUGGUGCGGAGGGGAGGGGAAAAGAAGGGG